UACAAGCCAAUUUCUGCAGAAAGAGCUCAAAGCUACGAAAUUGGAACAUAAGGUUUAUAGAUCGAUCCAAACCCUCAGUCCGCUUAUUCUUCUUCACUUCCAAAAUGUUCAAAAAGUUUUCAUAUGAAGAUGUAUCCUCACAGAACCAAGUGAAAGCGUCUGUGCAGCGAAAAAUUCGACAGAGUAUUGCAGAUGAGUACCCAGGAUUGGAACCUGUUUUGGAUGAUUUGCUUCCAAAGAAGUCCCCUUUGAUUGUUGCUAAAUGUCAGAAUCAUCUGAAUCUGGUGAUGGUAAACAGUGUCCCCCUGUUUUUCAAUGUUCGUGAUGGGCCUUACAUGCCUACCCUACGACUUCUUCAUCAAUAUCCAAACAUAAUGAAAAAGUUACAAGUAGACAGGGGUGCAAUAAGAUUUGUCCUUGCUGGUGCAAACAUAAUGUGUCCUGGACUUACAUCGCCAGGUGGUGCUUUGGAUGAAGAAGUGGAGGCAGAAACUCCUGUGGCCAUAAUGGCUGAAGGAAAAGAACAUGCGCUUGCAAUUGGCUUCACAAAAAUGUCAGCAAAAGACAUAAAAGCAAUUAACAAAGGGAUUGGGGUGGACAACAUGCAUUAUCUCAAUGAUGGUCUUUGGAAGAUGGAGCGUCUAGAUUGAGGAUUCGCAAGAGCAACUGUGGUAACAUCUACUUUCAAGAACAGAGUGAGUUUAUUGGCAUCAUGCUUGCAAUGCAGCUGUGUCUUUUAGAUGUUGGAAAAAGGAUUGUAAAUUUUUGCCCGGUUGUUUAUCUUUUUUGUUUCCAUGUAAACAUUACAGAUAUUGUUUUUACCUCAAAGAUGUUCCAUUAAUCAGGUUAUUAUUUAUGCC
This is a messenger RNA of Manihot esculenta (cassava), 860 nucleotides long. RefSeq names its product malignant T-cell-amplified sequence 1 homolog. The record is from RefSeq and is a predicted model, not a curated record. Gene Ontology annotation, molecular function: RNA binding. The coding region runs from base 105 to 650 and encodes 181 amino acids. Lineage: Eukaryota; Viridiplantae; Streptophyta; Magnoliopsida; Malpighiales; Euphorbiaceae. Gene Ontology annotation, biological process: formation of translation preinitiation complex. The transcript has 8 exons.